GCUGGAUUGUAUACGAUAGCUAUAAUUGGGCGGGUGUUCUUACAUUGACAAUCCUAUGGAUCAUCAUCAUCACUCGAUUGCAUGCUAUGUAUCAACGAUCCAGAAAGAUCCUGAUAUUUCUCAUUGUCACCUUCCUGGCUGUCAACAUUUUCAACCAAGUGGCAACCCUAAUGACAACAAUACAUGUUUCAAGCGAGGAACUUGUUCUCUCCGGCACUUAUCAAUGCUCGAUUGUCCCUGCGAAAGAUGUCGUACUUCUGGAUUCUGUUGGUUGGAUACUCAGUAUUGCAUGGGAGGUUCUCGCACUGUGUCUCGCAAUUUGGACUGCUGUAGAACACUUCCGUGAACUGCGACGACAUGCGGCAGGAGGGAUUCUAGAGGACUGUUUCACAGUGUUGAUGAAAACGCACGUGGUUUACUUUGCGAGUUUUGUUGCUGUUUCUUGCUUGCAACUCGUUAUUGACUUUUCUCCAACAUACUCAACGGACCAACCUUCCCUGGACGCUCAGUUUUAUGCUGGGUUUCUCCACAUUUUGGAGGUUGUGCAGAUGUUUGUGCUGGGACCCCGCCUGAUCCUUAGCAUUCGAGAAUAUCACGCUAAACUCGUGGCAGACUCCGACACAGCAACUGGCAUGACCUCAAUUGCUUUCCAAGAGCACGUGCAUAUUUCGACCGGGAGUCGUGUGUGAUGUUCGGAGAACUCAACGGUUUGUCAACUGAUCUACAGAGAACAGGGGAAUUUGCUACUUUCGUGAUGACGU
This is a messenger RNA of Suillus bovinus, 761 nucleotides long. RefSeq lists its product as uncharacterized. The transcript is spliced from 5 exons. NCBI's taxonomy places the organism in Eukaryota, Fungi, Basidiomycota, Agaricomycetes, Boletales, Suillaceae. The coding region runs from base 87 to 689 and encodes 200 amino acids. The record is from RefSeq and is a predicted model, not a curated record.